GAGGGUCAGGAGCUGAUCGAUGAGAAGCCGGAGCUGCGCUCGGUGGUGCAGCAGAAGCUGGAGGAGAUCAGGGAGUGCUGGACGGACCUGGAGAGCACCACCAAGGCCAAGGCCCAAGCUCUGUUUGAGAACAACAAGCCAGAGCCGGUGGUGAAGAGCUACUCAGACCUGGACCACCAGCUCUCUGGCCUGGAGAAACAGCCCCCCCAGCUGGAGCAGGCUCACCACCUGCCCACCUUCAACGAGCAGCUGCAUAAAUUCCAGGUGUCUAUUUACUGUUAUAGGUUGUUUUUUAUGUUUUUUGUUUUAAGGCAGUUAUUUUGUGACAAAGACUGUGCUUUGGACAACUGAUAUCAGAACUUGGUGAUAGACAACAUUUAAGAGUGUAACACAACACUAAAUGUUCAAUGAAUUUAUGUAAUCUUUCCAAUCCAUGCUACUGUCUGCUAAUGCUAUAGAAGCCGUUGUUGGGAUUUUUCUGUGCCAAGUUCCCUGCCCACCAGCCACUAGGCUGGUUGACAUUAAAGAAUGCACCGUAUGCUUUGUUCUUAAAGCCGUCUAACCCAUUACAUAACAUUGAAACACAACACACACAUAAGAAAAUAGCUGAAAUUGCUGUUCAAACCCAUGUGCUGUGUGUUUGGGGCAUCAGUCUCUCAUCAUCUAUCUCUAACGUGACCUUUCCUUCCCUCGGGCUGGCCUUCCUCAGUCUCAGAUGGGGGACUUGUACAAGGACGUGGGGGAACUAGGAUCCCUCCAGGGGGUGUGCCUCCCCCAGCGAGGCAGCCUGGUGAAGGGCGGGGAAGGAGAAGGGAGCGAGCAGCCAGCUGUGGUGGAGACCCGCAUCGUGCGCCUCAUCGAGCCCCUGAAGGAGAGACGUCGCAUCCUGCUGGCCUCCAAGGAGAUGCAUCAGGUCGCCCAGGACCUGAAGGAAGAGAUAGUGAGUGACUGACACACUUCAUUACUCCAUGGUGCCUCCAGCCUUUCUUACCCUCUAUCUAUCCCUCUCUCCCUGGUAUAACUUCAUCUCUCCAUCUAUUCAGUUUGUUUUUAGCUUAUGGCCUCAUAAGGUCUCUAAUAUGUUUUUCUAAAUAUUUAUUAUGUUAUAUGGCCAAAGGUUUAAUAUGUCUCCCAUCCUUGAUCAAUUAAACCACCAGGCUCUCCUCUCAAUGAGAUAGGUAUGUACAGACAGUCACUGACGACAAUUUGCUGAUGUUAUAGCUGUGGAUCCAGGACCGGCUUCCUCUGGCUUCCUCUAAGGAUUACGGCAACAACCUGCAGAGUGUUCAGCAGCAUGUCAAGAUCAACCAGGUGAGAGACAGAUGACCUCUAUACAAGCACACAACACUAUCUCCUCACAGCACAGUAUCAAGCACUAUCCCUGCUCAGCUCAGACCUUCUUCCAGCUGAACAUGACCCCUGUCUCUUAUUGGUCCGUCAGACGCUGCAGAGGGAUCUGCAGGGGCGCCGGGCGCAGGUGGAGGAGGUGUUGGACCGGGCAGGGAUCAUCGCCUCUCUGCGGACCCCCGAGGUGGACUUUGUGCGUGAGGGGGCGGUGCACGUGCGUCAGCUUUGGGAGGUGCUGAGGCUGGAGGCGGAGAGGAGGUCUGUGAUGCUGGAUGUGGUGUUGCAGGCCCAGCAGUAUUACAGCGAGGCGGCCAAGGUCGAGUCCUGGCUGGCAGGCCAGAAACUGCACCUCAUCAGCGAGGAGAAGGGUAUGGUACGUAUGGCUGGCAUGGUAUCAUGAUACUGAACUGGCAAGGGUGGGCAUGAGACUGGCCGGUUGGUUAGUGCACAGUGCUCCAGGAGGACUUUUACUAUCAUUUGUCUACUGUGCCUGUUCUUUUACAAACAAUUAACAUCUGGGUGAAGGUUUGUUUGUAAAAUGUAUAUAUCUGUGAACAAGGAUUUGGUCCCUAAUAUGAGGUCCCUCUUGUGUAGGACGAGGCGAGCACCCUGCAGCUGCUGAAGGAACACCUGGCCUUGGAAGCGACGGUGGAGAACUACGCUGAAACAGUGGGCAUGCUCUCCCAGCAGUGUCAGAGGCAGCUGGAACUGGCACAUCCAGACAGGCACGGGCAGACACACUGACAGUCACACUCAGGCUCAGACUAGAUCUAAACACAUCCUUCAAUGAUACACACAAACAACGGCUAAUUUAUUAGUGGAAUUUGACCAUAGAGCAAAUAAAAUUGUCUCAGUUUGUAUAGGCUACAAAAUGUCAGUGAAUGAUCAGUUCUCUUACUGUCUACUGUGUAAAUAACACUCUCAAUAUCCCCUCUCUCUGUGGCAGUGAGGGGAUCACCAAGCAGCAGUCCCACAUAGACCGUCUGUACGUGUCUCUGAAGGACAUGGUGGAGCACAGGAAGACUAAGCUGGAGCAGCAGUACUGGAUGUACCAGCUCAACAGAGAGGUGGAGGAGUUAGAGAAGUGGAUCACUGAGCGGGAGGCUGUUGCCAGCUCCACUGAGCUGGGCCAAGACCUGGAGCAUGUCACGGUCAGUUUGUCAAUCAAUCAAUCAGGCAAUCAAUCAUUCAAUCAAUGAAUUGAUGAUUAAUGUUCGCAAUCAGUCCCAAGUGCACCAUAAAAACAUAACAGAAUGAGACAAAACAAAAUGCAAUAAAAAUAGCGUCAAUGAAAUGGAAAUGUGACAUAUGAUACAUGCCCUCUAUAACUUUGGUCCCAAACUUAUUCUGGUCUCUCUCUCUCACACAGAUGCUACAGGAAAAAUUCACCAAGUUCUGCUCAGAGACCAACAGCAUAGGCCAGCAGAGGAUGGAGCAGGUGAAUAAGAUGGUGAAUGAGAUGAUAGACUGCGGCCACACGGACGCGGCCACCAUCGCUGAGUGGAAGGACGGACUGAACGAGUCAUGGGCCGACCUACUGGAGCUCAUGGAGACCCGAGGACAGAUGCUGACAGCAUCACACCAGCUGCACAAGUUCUUCACCGACUGCAAAGAGGUACAGCUCAGUGUUUCCCCAAGAUUAUUUUCUCGGCGGGGCACAAAGGCCCCCAAAUCAACAUCAAGGUCCUCUUUAACCAAAAUGUUUAAUUGAAACCGAUUGACCCCAAAGAAAUGUAGGCAGAGGGAAACAGAGCUAGGCAGAGAGGCCUGACCUGCCUGUACAAUGGUGAAAUCAACCCUAGGACGGCUUGGCUGGAUUUAUAUUAGAUAACAUCAGACAGCAUAAUGUUUGGAGGUGCUGGUAGACCAUAGACACUGUAGACACUGUAGUCUUGCCAUUAUCCUGAUGUGUGAGGUACUAUUUCUGACUGUCUUGUGAUGAUGACGAUGCUGUCUGUCCUAUGCUGUAGGUCUUGAUUCAGAUUGCCGGAAAGAUGAGGCAACUGCCAGAGGUGAGGGCGUGCCAAGCCAGCAUCGCCAACCCUGCCACCCUGCAGAGGCUCAUGCGCUCCUUUGAGCACGCCCUCCAGCUGCUUGUCUCACAGGUGAGUGUAAAUUCCUUUAUGACCUUGAGGAACACCAAUGCUCUCUGGGUCUCCUCUAACACCCAUCAGUCAAAUAAGUCAUUCUCCUGGAGGGCAUAAGAAUGUUACAGAUGUUAACCCCAAGAUACACAGUGGAGCAGUAAACAGAAUACAAUUAUGGACACAGUAGCAAAGAUGAAAGAUACCGUAUGACUGGUGUCAUACUUUUGCCUCAACCUUAGCUAGCACACCUGAUUAACCUGGUUGUCAACUAAACUGAAGACCAACCAUGAUUAGAUGAUGAUUUGAGAUGACAGAGGCAUGUCCUGUUUGGUAUUCCAGGUAAGGCAGCUGCAGGAGAACGCGGCCCAGCUGAGGACCAUCUACGCCGGGGAGAAGGCCGAGGCCAUCAUGAGCAAGGAACAGGAAGUGAUGUCAGCAUGGAAGGAGUUGCUGGUUUCCUGUGAAGCCAGUUGCGUGCAGGUCACCUCGGUGACAGACAAGGUGCAGUUCUUCUCAGUGGUGCGUGAGCAUCUCAUGUGGAUGGAAGGCAUCAUGGGACAGAUUGGAGGGGACGACCCCAGGUAAGUAAUGGAAGGUCUCCUUACCUGAACUAAAGGCUAAUUGUCGGCCAUUUUGUUAAUCUCAUACCUCUAAUGCUUGACUUGAGAAAUAGGCUCUGCUUAAUGUACAGAUAAAAAACGAAAUGUAUCUGUAAUGUAUAUGUAAUCUUCUAUUUUAGUUACCAAUUCAGGCACCCCUAGUUGAGCUAAUUCCUUCUUGGCUUGCACAUACUGUAGAGUGUAGAUGGUCCCAUUCAUGUUAUGCAAUAAAGCUCUCUUUACUGCCUAGUUUAAAAAUAAAACGCUUAGCCACCUUGACCUAAAUGUAUUCUGCCAUUCAGUUUAAUUUGUUUGAGGGAAAUGAGGGAAAUAGAUUGGAGUUUUUUGUCUUCAGUAUUUAAGUAGUCCUGAUUCAUCUUUUUAAUUCACAUCACUCAUUAACUCUACUUUCUUCAGCUGGUUUCGCAGUACACUAACCAAGCACUUGGCUAACAUUUUACACAUACCCUUCAUAUACUACUGAACUGAGCCGAGCCAGCCUGUACUUCGCUGGCAUAUUACAGUAUGUAUCCACCAUAUAGUUGCUAGACCCAUGCUGGAAAGGACAACUUGAAAAUAAAAUAUCCAAGCCAGCACAAUACAGUAUGGUUCAGAUCGGAACGAUAUAGUGUGAAAAUGGUAAUAGGUCCCUCUCUUCACUUUACAUGGUGUGCUUCCCUCCUAUCUGACCUGGUCCUAUGGGGUGGCUUCCGCCAGGGAUUCGUCCUCUGCGGAGGUGAUGAUGAAACAGCACGGUGAGCUGAAAGCCAAGAUGGACGGCCGCAGUAAGAUCCUACAACAGUGUGUGGAGCUGGGAAAGAUCCUGUUGGCCGCAGGCAACCCAGCAGCUGAGGAGGUCAGCAUCACACACAACACAACACAACACAACACAACACACUGUAUGUAGCAAAACCACACAGCCUCACAAACAACACAACACACUGUAUGCAGAAAAAACACACUACCCACUGGGCAAAAACUGGUUGAAUCAACGUUGUUUCCACAUCAUAUCAACCCCAAAAAUGUAUGUGAUGACGUGGAAAACUCAUUGGAUUUGCAAAUAAAUAAAUAAAUAAAAUUCGUCUUUUGUUGAUUUCACGUUGAAUUCACAAUAUUUGACAACUCAACCAAAUGUAAAUAAAAACUAGACAUUGAAUUGACAUCUGUGCCCAGUGGGUACACAACACACUAUGCAGCAAAACCACAUUUCACUCAUGCUGUGUUAUUGUAAAUAAAAAGAACAAUAGAUUGUAUUUGUGUGUCUUCAAUGAUGUGCGUAAGGAGGUGUAUCACUUAACCUCACAUGAUGAUGAAUAAAAUUCCCUGUCAAAUAUUUUGGUACAUUGUCGUUGAGUACAUUUCUUGUAAUUUGGUACGUUUGGUACAUUUCUUGUAAUCUUGAAUGUUCCCCGUCUCUCUCUCUCUCUCUCUCUCUCUCUCUCUCUCUCUCUCUCUCUCUCUCUCGCGCGCGCGCUCUCUCCACAGAUAAAGGAGAAGUUGGACACACUCCUGGCUAAGCAGAAGGAUCUCUCUGAGAGAUGGGACAAACACCAGGAAAAGCUACAGCGCAGUGAGUGACUCACUACACUGUCAAGCACUGUGGAGGGAGCACAAACAGCUCUCAGGCAGCACUGCAGCAUUUAAAAUAUGGAAGGAUGGAAGGGCUCGUGCUCGAGAGAAAUACUGGUUUUAGAUCGUGCCUCAGCGCACGGCUUUCACUAUGAAUAUUUAUGUGUGUGUGUGUGUGUGGGCUUCAACAAUGGUUUCAACGUGACUAGACUAGACGACACAUUACAAAACAGUACCACAAUCAAAUAAAUCUGAUACAACAUCAACACAAGACCUAGCCCAGUGAUCAUCAACUAGAUUCAGCCGUGGAACAUAAUUACAAAUAAUAUUUAGACUGCAAAUUGGUCACAAUAAUCCCAAACAGAUAUAAUAUUUGACUUAAACAUAAUAAUUUCAAACCUUGCUUACAUUUGUAUACGAUCACGUGCCUCUCUAUUAUGUGUGGGAAUACUUGAGAACAGAAAUUCCUGUUGUUUUACAGUCUAUUAUGUUCCCAAAAUUAUUAUUUUUUGCUCAGAAAACUUGAGGGGCCAAAUAAAACCACUGGCCCACGGGGCCGCCAGUUGGGGAACCCUGACCUAGCCCUAGAGUUGAGAUAAUUGGCUGCAACUUUCAUGUAAAUCAUUAAUUGAUGUCAGUGGGAGACAAAUUCAUACCCAUUCAGCAUAAAUGUGUACAGUAUAUGAGCUUUGGUUAAUGUUCAAAGACUUUGUUAUAAUAAGAACUAUUGAAUUGACCAUGCCCAUCUCUUCUUCCUUGAGGGGCCAAAUAAAACCAUUGGCCCACGGGGCCGCCAGUUGGGGAACCCUGACCUAGCCCUAGAGUUGAGAUAAUUGGCUGCAACUUUCAUGUAAAUCAUUAAUUGAUGUCAGUGGGAGACAAAUUCAUACCCAUUCAGCAUAAAUGUGUACAGUAUAUGAGCUUUGGUUAAUGUUCAAAGACUUUGUUAUAAUAAGAACUAUUGAAUUGACCAUGCCCAUCUCUUCUUCCUUUCUACAGAGAAAGAUCAGUUCCAGUAUGCUCAGGAGACGGUGAAGGCGGAGGCCUGGCUGAAGGCCAAGGAGCCCCUGAUCAACUCCAGCUCCACCUCCAGGGAGGCUGGGGGUGCUGGAGGAGAGGCCCAGGUCCAGACUGACGAGGUGGAGCAGCUCAUCCUCCGCCACGAGGCCUUCCGCAAGGCUGCAGCCACCUGGAAGGAGCGCUUCAGCUCACUGAGACAGCUCUCCAACGUAAGCUCUUCUUUAGAUAGAUACAGACAGUCUACUGUACUGUACCACUUGCUCGUCAUUGUUGGCACUGUCUGAUGACGAAGCAGAUUUACUUAAGUCUUUGCUUAUGUGUGUUGUCUAACAUACCUGUUAGGAUUUUGUUUUCUUUCUUAGCCAAAGGGUUUUAUUCAGACAUUUGAUUAAAUAGACAAGAAAGGUCUUUGCAGUACAGUUUGCCCAGUCUAGUUUGCCCACUCCAUACCUGCUAAUUGUUUCGCUGUUACAUUUUGGGUUACUCUUCACUUCAAUCUUGACUUUCAGGCAGAGAAGCUGAGAGAAGAACAGAGCAGCAAGCCUGCCCCAACACCACUCUCCAGUCGGAGGAUGUUCCCAUCGUCCUGUCUCACUCCGACCGUUCCCGUUGCUACCUCAACUCUGCUGAGGCAGAUGGUCCAGGUGCAUAUUGAGCCCAGGCCCAAGCAGACCAGUCUGGGGAUGGCUGCCUCUGCCUCUUCUGCAGUCCAGAGGUUGGGUUCUACCAUGGCCAGCUACACCCCUGUCAUGAAUGGCUCCGGUUACCAUGGACUGGACCAUCAGAGCAGCAGUGGGGGGUUGGAGAGUUCCAACUACCCUGGGCUAAACCAUCAGGCCGGUGGAGGUGUGGACAGCAGCUCCAGUUACCUUGGAGUGAACCAUCAGACUGCCCCCCCGCCAGUGGAUAGUUCUGGCUACCUUGGACUGAACCAUCAAAGUAGUGGGGGUAUGGUUAGUCCAGGUUACCUGCCGCAAAAUCAAAGCAGUGGGGGUAUGGGUAGUCCAGGCUACCUGCCGCAAAAUCAAAGUAGUGGGGGUAUGGGUAGUUCAGGCUACCUGCCGCAAAAUCAAAGUAGUGGGGGUAUGGGUAGCUCAGGCUACCUUGCGCAAAAUCUAAGUAGUGGGGGUAUGGGUAGUUCAGGCUACCUGGCUCAAAACCAUCAAAGUAGUGGGGGUAUGGGUAGUUCAGGCUACCUGGCUCAAAACCAAGGUAGUGGGGUUAUGGGUAGUUCAGGCUACCUGGCUCAAAACCAAGGUAGUGGGGUUAUGGGUAGUUCAGGCUACCUGGCUCAAAACCAAGGUAGUGGAGGUAUGGGUAGUUCUAGCUAUCUGCCUCAAAGCGGUGGGGUCAUGGACCCCAAAAUGGCGUAUGCGUGGCAGCAUCUGAAAGCCGACUGCAUGCAGCCCAGGAUCAACCACAUCCACAAGGCUGUCAACCCCCUCCUGGAGGCCAGCAGGGCACAGAGGGAACAGUUUGGGGACAUCCCCAUGGUGGACAUGAUCGGGCCAGAGUCUGGCCUGGAGCUCCUCCAUGGCAGGCUCCAAAGGGACCCCCGCGGCAGCCGCUCCGACCCCCAGAUGGACCACCUGCGGCGGGAGAGGGAGUACAAGCUGGGCCGGCAGACCUCCAGCGAACAGGAGAUCCAGGCACGGCUCAACGAGCUGCCAAUGAUUGUGCGUCAGGAGCGCUAUAGGCGACGCCUGGAGAGGCAGUCGUCCAGCGAGCAGGAGGGCAGCGGGAAGGCUAGGACACCGAAGCAGGACGACUCCAGCGACAUGGAGUCAGCCAAGGAAGGCUCUGACAAACGCUCAAUGUGAGUCCAGGACUGCCUGGUCAUAACCUCAGCAGUUCUUCACUAUGCUGUCUGUUUGUGGCAACUCAUUUCACAUGCUCAUUACAAAAACAGUUGUGUCUUGUCAGCAAUUUCCACCAUGAUCCAAAAGCUUUGAUUUGGAAGGUAUUGAUUAUAUUCCCUGUUUGGGUGACUCAUGGCAGAAACUGUCUCAUUGCAGAGAGAAGAGAGCCACCACCAUGGCUGAGAUUGUGGAGCAGGCCCAGGAGAGAGAGGCAGCACAAGUAAGUUAUUUCACAUGCAUUUAACAGUAUUUCCUAUUUUGAUACAUUUAUCUUGGGGCCAUUUUAUAUUUAGUUUUUGUAUAGUGAAGAUACAGUUUGUUAGGCCACACAGGCCGGCUUUCUGAAUGACACACCUCUCUCCUGUCUGUUCCAGGCUCGAGGGGAGACGUACCGCCCCACCAGCAGCCUCUCAGCACCCGUGACCUACGAGCGCCCGCGCGCCCGAGACCGCCCCAAACCCCGCAGGAGACCCCGCCCCAAAGAGCCUGAGGAGAAGCGGCGCUCUCGCUCGGCUCCGGCCCAGAGUCCGGCGCAACUCUUGCCGCCCUCACACACUGCCCAUAACGAAGGCUUCCUGUACCGCAAACACGACUUUGAGGGCCAGCAAAAGAGUCCCAGCAGGUGGGCUGUCCACUGACUCACAUUCACAAACACCACAUACCACACCACACACUUCACCACACCACACCCCACCCUACUACACACCACACACAUAGCACACCACACACCCCACCAUACCCCACACACCACACCCCACCAAACAACACACCCCACCACACACACCACAGAAUUAAACGGUUACUGUAGAUCACUAAGGGAUAUAUACAGUACUCUAUUGACAUACUAUGACACACAUAUCGAUACACUAUGAAUUCACCUUGGAAGAAAGGAGAAACACGCAUAUGUUGCAAAAUAAGCUGUUCUUGUUUUGCAGUAAGUCGUGGGUGAACUUGUAUUGCGUGUUGUCAAAGGGAGAGAUCAUUUUCUACAAGGACGCCAAGAGCACCACCACACCUUACAAUGAAGAAAGCCCACUCGACCUGAGCGUCUGUAUAUGUGAUAGCACCAUGGGAUACAAGAAGAAGAAAAAUGUCUUCGUUAUCAAGUAUGGCUUGAUGAAGAGGAUAUUUUUUUACUCCACCUUACUCCUUAUUUUAGCAUAUCAUUAUUUUCUUCACCUCAAAACUUUUGAAUAUCUUUAAAAUCCCUGACUAGAGGAUAGACUCUUGGUAAUUCCAUAACAAUGUCUCUCUCCUUUCUUCUCCAACAGGAAAAAUGAUGGCAAUGACUAUAUUUUCCAUGCAAAGGAUGAGGUGAGAAUGCCUGUGAUGAAAAUGAACAUGCUUAAUCUGUCUUAACAUCAAUUAUUUACUCCCAUUAGAGAGCUAGAUAGACCACCCCUCUGAGCAGAGUUCCUCUCUAAGUUUCUUCCUACAGUAGGUUCCUUCCUUCUAGGGAGUUUUUCCAGGCCACUGUGCUUUCGCUUCUGCUUUACUUGCUCUUUGGGGUUUAGGUCCGGGUAGCUGUAAAGCACUUUGUGACAACUGCUGAUGUAAAAAGGGCUUUACAAAAUAAAAUAAUUUUGAUUGAUUUAUUGAUUAAAUUACUGGUCUUGCUUCUUGGUUUUGUAGAAACCCUAAUAAUCCCAUGUCUCUGGGUGCACUUUUGCAGGAGGACCUGAAGGCUUGGGUCACUAACAUCACCACCAGUAUAACUGAACACGAGGAGAUCGCCAAGUGGGACAAACCCACCACCUCGUCCACAGAUCCCGACCGCUCGGAGAGGAAGGAGAAGUCAGAGGGUGACGCAGACGCCAGGUCAGAAAGGUCUGAGAUGGGAGGAGAGGUGGAGGAGGACGAGAGGUCUGACAAGGAUAGGUCUGAGAAGGGAGAGGGGUCCGAGAAGACAGGCGAGGGCUCAGAGAAGGCAGACACGUCGGAGAGGGGUGAGAGAGCAGAGGGAGGGGCAGGAGGCUCCAGCACGUCAGGGAAGAGCAAAUGA
Molecule: messenger RNA, 10483 nt
Organism: Coregonus sp. 'balchen'
Lineage: Eukaryota; Metazoa; Chordata; Actinopteri; Salmoniformes; Salmonidae
Source: the annotation of a GenBank genome assembly